AGGUAAUUAAUUAUCCAUACUCAAAUUGAAUCUAAAUUUACUUAUAACAUGGCGUCCAAGUCGGGACCCGAAAAUGACGAUCAGACUAAACUUAGAUUUCAAGUUGAACUUGAGUUUGUUCAGUGCUUGGCAAAUCCCAACUAUUUGAACUUUUUGGCGCAACGUGGUUAUUUUAAGGACCAGACUUUUAUAAACUACCUAAAUUAUUUGUUGUAUUGGAAGAGUGCCGAGUAUGCGAAGUAUUUGAAAUACCCAAUGUGCUUGUACUUUUUGGACUUGCUGCAAUAUGAACAUUUUAGAAGGGAGUUGGUUAAUUCUCAAUGUGCAAAGUUUAUUGAUGAUCAACAAGUCUUGCUGUGGCAACAUUACACAAGGAGGAGAAUGAGGUUACUUCAGAACCAAGCUGAUUCUGUUUCUAAUCUACAAGCAUCCAAUAGCAUACCAUCUGGCCCAGGAUCUAACAAUGUGAACAUCACAAAUGGCACCGGCCAACCAACAAUGAAGAAUUCAUAAUUGUUUAAUUCUAAUUACUGAACUUUGUGCAGUACUGCUGGCUCACAUUCUUAAUCUUAGGCAUGGACUUGCCUUUUUCCUAUUAUUUCCAUACAUGCAUGGUGGUGAACUUAUUGUGUAUCAAUAACAAGUUAUUUGUGGAAUUAAUUCUGGAACUUAAUUUUUUAUCAAUAAAGAAUAGUUUUUCUCCAAUAA
Messenger RNA from Homalodisca vitripennis (glassy-winged sharpshooter), 708 nucleotides. It is a transcript of the gene MED31, whose product is annotated as mediator of RNA polymerase II transcription subunit 31. Gene Ontology annotation, cellular component: core mediator complex; mediator complex. The record is from RefSeq and is a predicted model, not a curated record. The coding region runs from base 49 to 513 and encodes 154 amino acids. Gene Ontology annotation, biological process: regulation of transcription by RNA polymerase II. The transcript has a single exon. Gene Ontology annotation, molecular function: transcription coregulator activity. NCBI's taxonomy places the organism in Eukaryota, Metazoa, Arthropoda, Insecta, Hemiptera, Cicadellidae.